AUGUCGCUGAAUUUUAUAUUUUAUUCGUUAAUUCUUAUCAAUUCUAUUUAUGCUCAAUUGCAAUCUAUUCAAGGAACCAAAUGCUCACCGAAUCAGGUAAUCACAAAAUUGACAGUCUAUGAAGAUGGUGCAAUUGAAGCUGAAUGUAAUAAACUUCCAUGCGGUGCUGCUGGAAAGCAAUGUUGGCAAAAUCAGACAAGUUGUAGAGCCGAUAGUCAUACAUUUUCCGGUAUGAAAUGGGCAUCAAAUGGACAAAGCGUACUCCUUCGUUGCUGUUCGAUUGAUAUAACUAAAAAAGUGUAUGUCGGGACGGAUUUGGUAUCACUAGGAUCAUAUUACACCGGCGGUGAAGUUGAAGAGAAAGAUCGAUAUGCAAACGAAGGUAUCGAAUAUGAUUUCGUAUCAAAUAUUCGAACUGAACAGUUGGGUUUUUUUUUAUUAAAUUUUAACUUUAUAAACAACUUUAUUUAUUAUAAAAUUGUAUUUGCCUUCAUCUGA
Dracunculus medinensis (Guinea worm) is the source of this 498-nucleotide messenger RNA. NCBI's taxonomy places the organism in Eukaryota, Metazoa, Nematoda, Chromadorea, Rhabditida, Dracunculidae. The record is from the annotation of a GenBank genome assembly.